AUGCCCAUACGCCUCGUAAAAGGUGGAGACCUUCUAGUGGUCGCUGUCGUUUAGGUCCCUCCAUCCUUAUGGAGCGAACGGCAGCUGUUUCAGUCACCUCGAGUCGUGUGGUGAAGGCGGUCGCGGUGCAUUAAAAGGCUACAACAAGUUAGCCGGGGUUCUUCUCGGACUGGGGUGAAGGAAAGCAAGAGCCAUGUCUGCGAGAGAAAGACUGAAGGAAAGGAUGACUAAGGACAGCGUUACUUUGCUGCCGUGCUUCUAUUUUGUUGAGCUUCCAAUCCUGGUCUCAUCUGUGGUGAGCCUUUACUUCCUAGAGUGGACAGACAUCUUCAAACCAGUGCGCUGGGGGUUUGCUUGCCAUGACCGCAGUCUGAGUUUGCCAUACAUUGAGCCCACGCAUGAGGUCAUUCCCUUCCUCAUGCUCCUCAGCCUGGCCUUUGCUGCACCUGCCAUCACGAUAAUGAUCGGAGAAGGCAUUCUGUUCUGCUGUCUGUCCAGAACUCAGAGCGGCCCUGGAGCUGAGGCCGACAUCAAUGCAGCCGGUUGCAACUUCAACUCUUACGUCCGCCGUGCCGUCAGGUUUGUGGGGGUUCAUGUGUUUGGCCUCUGUGCCACCGCUCUGAUAACUAACAUCAUCCAACUGUCGACGGGUUAUCCAGCACCCUACUUCCUCACUGUCUGCAAACCUAACUACACCCACCUGAACAGCUCCUGUGAUGAGAGCUCCUUCAUCCUGGAGGAUAUCUGCUCUGGUGCUGACACUGCCAUCAUCAACGCCAGCAGAAAAUCCUUUCCUUCUCAACAUGCCACAUUAGCAUCUUUUGCCGCCGUCUACAUCUCAAUGUAUUUCAACAGCACUCUGACAGACUCGUCUAAGCUGCUGAAGCCCUUGCUAGUUUUCUCCUUCAUCAUCAGUGCUAUCAUGUGUGGCCUGACACGUAUAAUCCAGUACAAGAACCAUGCCAUCGAUGUCUACCUAGGAUUCCUCCUUGGAGGGGGCAUUGCUGUUUAUUUGGGUUUGUACGCUGUGGGGAAUUUCCAGCCCAGUGAGGAGAAGCACAGCAGUGAACCCCAGGUGAGGGAUCCUAUCCGAUCCAUGACUGAUCUGGGUCAGAGGGUUGGCCACCACCUGCCUGCUAAAAGUUGCAGCAGUAGUGGUGGCCUCUCCUCCUCCCACUCAGAGGGAAUCCUGCACCGCAAUCUGCAAGCCCGGCAGACUAACUCCCUCACCAACCUGAAAAGAUCCAGCGCAGAUGUGGAGGUCAUCACCCCCUGCAGCCCUGCAGCCAAGGAGAGCAUGGUGACCUUCAGCAACACUCUGCCCAGGAUUCACUCACCAGCCAUGGAUGAUGCCCGGCGCACAGCCACCAUCCAUUCUUCCAUGGACUCCAGCCGGUCCAAACAGCUGCUGUCGCAGUGGAAAAGUAAGAACGAGAACCGAAAGCUCUCCCUGCAGGCCAUGGAGAAUGGGCCAGGCCAGUCACCCCCCAGCAGCAUGGAGACUCGCUCGAGCUCAGAGCCGUCUGCUGUUGGCGUCAACGGGGAGCACCAGGGUCCUGGAGCUCCAUGCCUCAAACUGGCCACUGGAAGUACUACAUUACCCAACAAUCCCAGCGGCAUUGCUGGAGGUGCUAGAAUAUCCCUCCAGUCCAGGCCAGGGUCUUCUCAGCUGGUGCACAUCCCAGAGGAGACCCAGGAAUGUAUAGGCACCUCACCUGGCGGUAAUGUACGGGACAAGUGGCUAAAGAGCAUGGAGAAGAGUGGGGCGGCACCUGUAAGGACUAAUGUCAAUGGACAGCCACGAAUCAUGCAAGUCAUCGCCAUGUCCAAGCAGCAGGGCCUGCUGCCCACAGGCUCUCCCAGCUCUGAGAGCAGCAGCCACACCAGCUCCACUGCGCCUCUACACCGAUACAAGAGCCUGACGGAGGAGACAGGCUCAGGGGCCACCAGCCAAGGCUCUACAGGGGCUAUAGUGAGAGUAGAAGCUCAUCCAGAGAACGGACGCCCCCUGGUGCAUGCCCAUUCCACUGAUGGCAGCGGCUCCUGGACCUGGAAGUCUCAGACCAGCUUCAGGCAGUCCUUUGAGCUAAAUGAUCUAAACCGGGACUCUGAAAGUUCAGAGUCUUUUAGGGAUGGCUACGGCUCCACAGACAGAAAAAGAAGCAAUUCCAGUGCCCCAAUCCCUGUCACCGUGCCAACCAUCCCUACCGUCUCAACUGUUUCCUCUGCAGCCAACGCAGUGGGGGACCAGCAUCCUCAUCAGGCCAUCUCCACUAUCCGGGUCACCCCCAUGGAGAGCACCGAUAGUGGCCCAGAGAGCCGGGACUCAACCCUGAGCAGGAAAAGCAAAAGUAAUAUGAUCCUGAUCCCUGAAAGAGGGAACAGCCCUGACAACACUAGAAACAUUUUCUACAAAGGCACCUCCAGCACCCCAGCUUUUAAAGAGUAGCCAGCCGUCAAGGCAUUUUCACUGUUUAGUAUGAAAAGAAAAAAAUGAGGUUUGAUCAGAUGUCAAACCUCAUGUGCAUCACACUGUGGGAUUCACUGUAUUUAUCCAGACAUGUUUGUUUUGUUGUUCUACUUUGCACUCUGGAUAACCUACAUUAUUUUGAUGACUCUCACUGUUUCUUACCAUGCAUGAGGUGUUUCACUGGUUUAUGAAGUAGCCACAGUGACACAAAAGCACAAAUGUAGAACUGUUUAGAAGCUAUUGAUGCUUGCAACAGUGAGGAAAUAUAUUGUAGCAUAUCAAAAAAUUGUUCUAUGUGACUAGGGCUGGGUAUCUUUUUACAUUUUUUGAUACCAAUACUUGGCUUCGAUACUGAUUUACUGACCACAACGGAUAACAGACUAAUAAAGUUGUGCUGACAUUUAUAACAUGCUUACAGAAUGUUGGCAGAGAAUCACAAGUCUAGAUUUUGGUAUAUUUAGGUAUUGAAAUUUAGUAUCGAACGACAUGAUAUUUUUUGAUACUUGGUGGGCAGUACCACAAAAGUAUUGAAUUUCGAUACC
Molecule: messenger RNA, 3012 nt
Organism: Colossoma macropomum (tambaqui)
Lineage: Eukaryota; Metazoa; Chordata; Actinopteri; Characiformes; Serrasalmidae
Gene: plppr4b
Product: phospholipid phosphatase-related protein type 4
Exons: 7
Coding region: 194-2449 (751 amino acids)
Biological process (GO): phospholipid metabolic process; signal transduction; phospholipid dephosphorylation
Molecular function (GO): phosphatidate phosphatase activity
Source: RefSeq, a predicted model, not a curated record